AUGGCCCCAGCAACAGUCCUAGUCCUCUACCCCAAAACCCCAACCUCAACCUUCAAUGCAGACUACUACCUCUCAACGCACAUGCCCCUGGCCUCCAAGCACUGGACCAAGCACGGCCUCAAAGGCUACAAAGUAACCGAGCUCAACGCCGACAGCCCCUACGCGUUCGUCUCGGUGCUUGAGUGGGAGAGCUACGAGGGCUUUCAGGCCGCGAUUAAAGAUGCGGGUACUAAAGAGAUUAUGGAGGAUGUGCCGAAUUUUAGUAAUGAGAAGGCGAUUUUGGUGCAUGGACCGGUUAUUGCGACUAGCUAG
Bipolaris victoriae FI3 is the source of this 312-nucleotide messenger RNA. RefSeq lists its product as hypothetical. NCBI's taxonomy places the organism in Eukaryota, Fungi, Ascomycota, Dothideomycetes, Pleosporales, Pleosporaceae. Gene Ontology annotation, molecular function: oxidoreductase activity. Bases 1 to 312 code for a protein of 103 amino acids. The transcript has a single exon. The record is from RefSeq and is a predicted model, not a curated record.